Molecule: messenger RNA, 1647 nt
Organism: Aspergillus campestris IBT 28561
Lineage: Eukaryota; Fungi; Ascomycota; Eurotiomycetes; Eurotiales; Aspergillaceae
Product: carotenoid oxygenase family protein
Exons: 3
Coding region: 1-1647 (548 amino acids)
Biological process (GO): carotene catabolic process
Molecular function (GO): carotenoid dioxygenase activity
Source: RefSeq, a predicted model, not a curated record
AUGGCGCAUCUCUAUGAGCUGGCAGAGAGCUUAACGGCCAAGCCCAACUACGUCGACGGUAUCAAGCGCAAUGACGACUCCAAUUUCCCGCCCACGGAGGUUUUCCAAGGGUUCAACCGCCCGUCGCGAAUUGAAGGCGAUGUCUGCAACCUCGCAGUAACAGGAAAGAUCCCCGAGGAUAUUGACGGCACCUUCUUCCGCAUCCAACCGGAUCACCGUUUCCCCCCCGUAUAUGAGUCAGAUAUCCACUUCAACGGCGAUGGCAACGUGACGGCCAUCCGCCUCUGCGGCGGUCGCGCACACUUCAAGCAGCGGUAUGUCCACACCGAUCGCUAUCACCACGAGACAAAACACAACAAGGCGCUUUUUGGCAAAUAUCGCAAUCCCUACACCGACAACGAGGCUGUCAAGGGGGUGAUUCGGACCGCCGCCAACACGAACAUCACGUUCUGGAGAGGCAUGUUGCUAGCCACAAAGGAGGAUGGGCCGGCCUAUGCGAUGGAACCUGACACGCUGGAGACGAUCGGCCGCUACGACUUUGAAGGGCAGGUGCAGAGCCCCACGAUGACGGCACACCCCAAAUUUGACCCGAAGACGGGGGAAAUGAUCUGCUACGGGUACGAGGCUGGGGGGGACGGCAACGAUGGGUCUCGAGAUAUUGUGGUGUAUACGAUAAGUGCUGAUGGCAUCAAGACGGAGGAAUGCUGGUACCAAGCGCCCUUUUGCGGCAUCAUCCACGAUUGCGGGGUCAGCGACAACUGGGUGGUCCUGCCGAUGACGCCGUUGAAAUGCGAUCCGGAACGCCUAAAACGAGGGGAGAACCAUUGGGCAUGGGAUCCCAACGAGGAUCAAUGGUACGGGCUUGUGCCGCGUCGGGGAGGAAAGUCGGAAGAUAUUCGAUGGUUCCGGUCCAAGAAUGCCUUCCAGGGUCACACUGUCAGCUGCUACGAAACGCCCGAUGGAAAGGUCGUGUUCGAUCUGACCAUCGCCGAUGGCAACGUAUUCUUCUGGUGGCCUUCUGUCGACACGCCCGCGGGCACCGUGGCCAAGCGCAACAAGCUGCAAAACAAAACCACGCGCUGGAUUCUCGAUCCCGAAGCCGCCACCAACACGUGGGUCGAGCCGGUUGAGGAGCGCGCCGAUUCAGGAGAAUUCUCGCGGAUUGACGACCGCUUCGUCACGAUGAAGUACAACCACUACUGGCAGGCCGUAAUUGACGCGACAAAACCGUACGACUUCGCUAAAUGUGGAUCGCCAGCUGGUGGAUUAUUCAACACGUUAGGCCACUUUACGUGGGAUAACUCGACCACCGAGACCAUAUGGGCCGGACCUUGCGCCACUUUCCAAGAGCCGGCCUUUAUCCCUCGGGCGGGCAGUACCGAUGAAGGUGACGGCUACCUUAUCGCCUUGCUAAACCACCUGGAUGAGUUACGGAAUGAUGUGUGUAUCUUCGAUGCGCGACACAUCGCUCAAGGGCCCCUGGCGGUCAUCCACCUCCCGUUCAAACUGCGCCUGGGGCUACAUGGGAAUUUCGUGGAACAACGCGAGAUUGUCGCGUGGAAAGAAAAACGGGAAAGAGGAUUGGGGCCUGUCAAACCAGCGACGGGGCCGAUGCUGUGGCAAGCAGGUGUAGAAAGUCAGAAAUAA